CAGGUGACAGCGUCACACAGCCCGACCCCGCCCCCCGGAGAUGUAUCAGUGUGCGGAUGACAGAAGAGCCGGAGGACCGAGACCGGCGGUGUGCGCCCGCGCUUUGACGAAGUAACGACGACACGGAGCGGCUCCAUCUUUUACUUUGUGCUGCGAGCGGAAGUGCCCCAGCGUCACUGUAACGACGACGACGGUGAAAGGCGAACGUUGGUCCCGAGCUCCGCGGUUUAUCUCGUACAAAUAGCUUAGGUCCGGUAAACGGCCGCACCUGGAUGCGAUGACCGAGUCGGUGGUGGACAGCAAGGCGGAGGUGAAACAAGCCACCAAAUAUGUCAAGGAGACCGAGAACGUGGCGGAGAAAUACUCCGCGUUGACAGUGAGCAAGAACAGCAGCGAUGUGAACAUGAACGUCGGGGAGAUGCCGUCAGCCGCGUUCACCGCAGUGCCCACUCUGAAAUCAGUGAAGAAGAUCCAGUUCGCAAACACAGAGGACAAACAGGAAUUCAGUAAGUACCCCACCAAGGCCGGCCGCCGCUCUCUCUCCCGGUCCAUCUCGCAGUCCUCCACAGACAGCUACAGCUCAGCUGCAUCCUACACUGACAGCUCAGAUGAUGAAACCUCCCCCCGGGACAAAGCCCAGGUCAACACCCACGGCAGCAGCGACUUCUGUGUGAAGAACAUCAAGCAGGCUGAAUUUGGCCGCCGAGAAAUAGAGAUCGCAGAACAAGACAUGUCUGCCCUGAUCUCCUUGAGGAAGAGAGCCCAGGGGGAGAAGCCACUGGCUGGGGCGAAGAUAGUAGGCUGCACCCAUAUCACUGCUCAGACAGCAGUCCUGAUUGAAACCCUGGUCGCCCUCGGGGCCCAGUGUCGCUGGACUGCCUGUAACAUCUACUCCACUCAGAAUGAGGUGGCUGCUGCUCUUGCUGAAACAGGAGUACCUGUGUUUGCAUGGAAGGGUGAGUCAGAGGAUGACUUCUGGUGGUGCAUCGAUCGCUGUGUCAACACAGAGGGCUGGCAGGCUAAUAUGAUCCUGGAUGAUGGCGGAGAUUUAACCCACUGGGUGUACAAGAAGUAUCCCAGUGUCUUUAAGAAAGUCCGGGGCAUUGUAGAGGAAAGUGUCACUGGGGUGCACAGAUUGUACCAGUUGUCAAAGGCUGGCAAGCUGUGUGUCCCUGCCAUGAAUGUGAAUGACUCAGUCACCAAGCAGAAAUUCGACAACCUUUACUGCUGCCGUGAAUCUAUCCUGGAUGGCUUGAAGAGAACCACGGAUAUCAUGUUUGGAGGCAAACAAGUCGUGGUGUGUGGUUAUGGGGAGGUGGGGAAAGGCUGCUGCACUGCUCUUAAAGCUCUUGGAGCUAUUGUGUGCAUCACUGAGAUUGACCCCAUCUGUGCCCUGCAGGCUUGCAUGGACGGUUUCAGAGUGGUUAAGCUGAGCGAAGUGAUUCGGCAGAUGGACGUGGUGAUAACUUGCACUGGCAACAAGAAUGUCGUCACCAGAGAACAGCUGGACCGAAUGAAGAACGGCUGCAUUGUCUGCAACAUGGGACACUCCAAUACUGAGAUCGAUGUGGCGAGUCUGCGCAGUCCUGAGCUGACCUGGGAGAGGGUUCGCUCUCAGGUCGAUCACAUCAUCUGGCCGGAUGGAAAGAGGGUUGUCCUUCUGGCAGAGGGUCGCCUUUUAAAUCUGAGCUGCUCCACUGUGCCUACGUUUGUGUUGUCCAUCACUGCUACAACUCAGGCUCUGGCCCUGAUUGAGUUAUUCAACGCUCCUGAGGGACGUUACAAACAGGAUGUCUAUCUCCUGCCAAAGAAAAUGGAUGAGUAUGUGGCAAGUUUGCACCUACCAAACUUUGACGCCCACCUAACAGAGCUUUCUGACGAGCAGGCCAAGUACAUGGGCCUCAACAAGAAUGGUCCCUUCAAACCAAAUUAUUACAGGUAUUAAUGAAAGUGUCCGAUGGUACGAUCCUCAAAACACAGUUGCCCUGGGAUAAACAGAGAUAUCUAUUUUAUUUUCUAAAUUGCUACAAAACGGAGGAAUUAUUUUACUUAUGCUGAAUGUAACUUAUUAAUAGCACUCCAGACAUAGCGUUGAAUAUGAAAAAUAAGAGUAACAUAUGUAGGAAACAUAAUAUAUAACCAACUAACAUUUUACAUGACUUGUCACGUGUGUGAAAAACAAAGCCUGCUUGCAUGCUUUCAUGUGUAUGUACUUAGUUGCUAAUGCUUAUGUCACUAGAUCACAGAGUUGUUGAUUUGUUCGGUGAUCCUAUUUACGCACAGUGCCAAAUCAUGGCCGUAAGAAUGGAACAUGAUAUUUUUGUUUGUCUGUCAAUGGCAUUAAGAUUUUAUUAGUACAUUUAAGGGGCCAGAGUUUAGGCUGAGCCAUAACAAACUCUGUAUUAUAAUUUACAUUCUUUAAGGAAUGUUUUGUUCUAUGUGUUUUAAAUGAUCUCAUUGGAUGGUAUCUGCAUACAUGCUCUAAAAGGUAACAUCCAGACAGGAAAGCACAGUGAUGAAUUACAGUAUAACGUGUUAUGUAAUCAACACAAUCCAGUGAUGUUUAUUCUAAGUUUAAAGCUGUGACUCAUGACAUUCACUGCUCUUCUUAGACUGAUCUAGAAACACCCAGAGACUUUGUUGUGCUAAUAACAGAYUAUAUUACAGAGGAAGUUGAGGAGAUGGUGGCCAGUAAAACAUCUCUAUAACUUCCCUCAUUUCAUACCAAGCUUUUAUUUGCUCACUUAAAUCCCAGCAGAGUUGUGUCUCGCUGAAGAGUGUUUUGACUGGAUCAUACCUUUCAGUCCAUGCUAUGAAUGUGCCUUUUUAAAUCAUUCACAGCAAAUUAAAUCUAAUUAAAUAAACAUUCCUUGCUAACAUUAACCCACCAGUGCUACAUUUAAUGUCUUCCCUCCACUGCUUCUGCUGUUAAGUGUAACUCUACUGUAAGAACUAUUAUCUUUCUGUUUGCCACAUUACUGUCACUGUCUUAAUUUGAUCCAGUGGGAUCGUCUAAACUAAUAUUUCAUGUGAUCAAAAUGCACAAGUGUCUACUAUGUAUGUAAAAGAAUGCAUUCAAUCAGCAAUAAAGCAAGUCCUUUUAA
Molecule: messenger RNA, 3104 nt
Organism: Paralichthys olivaceus (Japanese flounder)
Lineage: Eukaryota; Metazoa; Chordata; Actinopteri; Pleuronectiformes; Paralichthyidae
Gene: ahcyl1
Product: adenosylhomocysteinase-like 1
Biological process (GO): L-methionine cycle
Cellular component (GO): cytosol
Source: RefSeq, a predicted model, not a curated record